AGCAAGGCUGUGGAUUGAACUACAUUUGCUGUUUUUUUUAUCUAAAGGAAAAAUACGUGGGAAUUAAAGAAGUCAAUGCAAACGUUUCCUCGGAAGGCGAUGGGCUGGUGCGCAGGUGAGCCAACGUGAGAACAAUUCCCCCCAAAAGGAACCGCUUCGGUCCGCUCGCACAUGGGAACCGUGUCACCAAACCUUCCCCUCAUUUGAACAGUUUGAGGACGGACUGCGACAUGUCUAGAGACAGCAUGACGGAUGUACGAGGAGCCCAUUCACACAGUGCGAGCCCAGCUUCACCUAAGGAGAAUGGACACGCAGUUCAGUCCAACUUUCCCCAUCCCUCAGCGGGGGACAUACCCGAGGAUACCCCGGUGUCCUCCACCAGCGAGCUGACCCAGACCUGGGUCCACUUUGCUAAAACGUUUGUUCUUAUUUUCCCCAUUUAUGCUCUGGGUUAUUUUGAGUUCAGUUUCAGCUGGCUGUUGAUUGGACUUGCUAUCUUUUUCUGGUGGAGGAGAAACACAGGAGGGAAACACAGCAGGCUGAACCGAGCUCUUGCCUUCUUUGAGCAAGAGGAGAGAAGUGUGAAGCACAGUCUGACCAUCUCUGAUUUACCACCAUGGGUCCACUUCCCCGAUGUGGAGCGAGUGGAGUGGCUAAACAAGACAGUGAAACAAAUGUGGCCCUACAUCUGCAAGUUUGUGGAGAAACUUUUCCAUGAGACAAUUGAGCCUGCGGUGAAGGAGUCCCACGCCCACCUCAGCACUUUCUGCUUCAGCAAGAUCGACAUCGGAGACAAACCCCUCAGGGUCAACGGGGUCAAGGUUUAUACAGAAAACGUGGAUAAGAGGCAGAUCAUCAUGGACCUGCAGAUCAGCUUUGUUGGCAACACAGAGAUUGAUGUAGACAUCAAACGCUACUACUGCAAAGCUGGCAUUAAGAGCAUCCAGAUCCACGGCGUGUUGAGAGUGGUGAUGGAGCCGUUGCUGGGUGAUAUGCCUCUCAUUGGAGCUCUGUCUGUUUUCUUCCUCAAGAAACCACUGCUGGAUAUAAACUGGACCGGCCUCACCAAUAUUCUUGACAUUCCUGGGCUCAAUGGCUUCUCUGACAGCUUGAUUCAAGACAUCAUUCACAGCUACCUGGUUUUACCCAAUCGUAUCACCAUCCCACUGGUCGGAGAUGUGGAACUGGCCAACCUACGCUUCCCCAUGCCAAAGGGAGUCCUGAGAAUUCACUUUUUGGAGGCUCAGGAUCUGGAAGGGAAGGAUAAAUUCCUAGGGGGACUGAUCAAGGGCAAAUCUGACCCUUAUGGCAUCCUGCAGAUCGGCAACCAGUUGUUCCAGAGCAAGACGGUCAAAGAGAGCCUUCACCCUAAAUGGAACGAGGUUUAUGAGGCGUUGGUGUACGAGCAGUCUGGUCAGCACCUCGAGAUCGAGCUGUUUGAUGAGGAUCCAGACAAAGAUGAUUUCCUGGGAAGCCUGAUGAUCGAUAUGACUGAGCUGCACAAAGAACAGAAAGUUGACGAGUGGUUUGACCUCGAGGAAACUCCCACAGGGAAACUCCACUUGAAGCUGGAGUGGCUAUCUCUACUCUCCACACCUGAGAAGUUGGACCAGGUGCUGCGAAGUGUGCGUGCAGACAGAAGCCUGGCCAAUGACGGCUUAUCGUCAGCGCUCUUUGUGGUCUAUCUGGACUCAGCAAAGAACCUUCCAAGCAACCUGUCAGAUUUCACCUAUGACGGGUUGAAGCAAGUCUCAGUCUUUAAGGCCCUGAAGUCUGCAAAGAAGAGCAGCAGCGAGCCCAGCCCUUAUGUCCAGAUGACUGUUGGACACAAAACACAAGAGAGCAAGAUCCGGUAUAAGACCAAGGAACCUCUGUGGGAAGAUUGCUUCUCAUUCCUUGUUCACAACCCCAGGAGGCAGGAGCUGGAGGUGGAGGUAAAAGAUGAUAAGCACAAAUGCACCCUGGGCAAUUUGACGGUGCCUUUGAGCAGCCUGUUGGAGGAGGAGGACAUGACGCUGACUCAGUGCUUUCCUCUCAAAAACUCCGGGCCCAGCUCCACCAUCAAACUCAAGAUGGCCCUGAGGAUACUGUCACUGGAAAAACAGGUAUCCUCGGACCAGCCCUCUUCUGUGCGGGUCAGGAAGUCUAGCAUGCCGCAACCAAACACGAUCCCCUCCCUCAGACUGUCAGCCUCAGACUCCCCCAUACCUCCUCCUACGCCUCCCCCACCCAUAGAUGCUUCCACCCUCACCCUCCCACGUGACGGCGAGCCGUACUCAGCCAGCCCUCUACGCAGUGUCUCCAACCUGAGCACCUGCAUGUCCAGCUCCCAGAAACACCUGCCUCACAAGGAAUCCACGCCCAGCCUGGCCUCGGAUAUCUCCUUGCCGUUCGCUACUCUGGAGCUUCAACAGCGACUCCGUCAGCUGCAGAAUGGCUCGGCCCCCAGCCAGUUCCCCCUGGGUGAGGUCCAGCUGACUGUUCGACACAGCGCCCAGAGGAAUAAACUCAUCGUGGUGGUGCAUGCCUGCCGUAACUUGAUAGCCUUCACCAAAGACGGAUCAGAUCCCUUCAUCCGCCUCUAUUUGCUGCCUGACAAGAGCAGGACGGGGAGGAGAAAGACGGGCACCAUGAAGAGGACGCUUAACCCUGUUUUUGAUCAAACGUUUGAGUUUAGUGUAUCUAUGGUGGAGCUCCACAGGAGAACUCUGGAUGUAGCAGUAAAGAACGGAGGGAGCAUUCUUUCCAAACACAAAGGGCUUUUAGGAAAGGUUAUGGUAGAUUUAAGUGGGGAAGAUAUAUCCAAAGGAUGGACACAAUGGUAUGAUCUGAGUGAAGAUGGCUGGUCUUCUCAAAGCUUAAGAAAUAUACCAGAUCCUCUGCUCACAUAGUGGAGCCACCUCCCUGCUGUUAAUAUUGCAAUCUUGUUAAUAUAAGGGCACAUCAUUUUGUUGUAUUCAUGUACAUUUUUCAUAUAGUUUACAGGAGUUAUUUCAGCAUGCAAGAAGUUUUUCAAACUUUUCUUAUCAUUAUUUUAUUAUGAUCCAGAAUGGAGGAUAUUGUAAUGCUCUAAAACACAAUGACUGCCUUGUCUCUCCCUGUCUUCUCUGUUUUAUGUAAAUACAAAGUUGAUAUGAUAUAGUUAAACUAAUUUACAGAGGCUUUCAUGGCUUUAUGAUUCUUUACGGGAAACCAUUUUAAAAUCUUUCAAAAUUGUUAUUGCUUUUUGUUUAAUUUGUUAAAAUGUGACAAAUUCUGAAGUGUCAUCUGAAAACUAUUACCAAAGGAAUGUUGAAGUAAACAAAAACAGGCAGAAGUAGCAGUCUAUACUUUGGUAUUUUUGUCAUGCAGUGUUAUCUGAUUGUUUACCUCUGAUUCUUAUCAUGCUUGAUUACCUACAUGGAAUGCAUAAGUUAUUUGUCUGUAUACUUUAAGAAGACUUUGUGCAAUAUUUUGUUCUGAUUGUUGUCUCAGACAUGAACAUGAGGGCAUUUUAGAACUAUGAACAAGUGCUGUACAAUAAAAACAGCUAAGGAUACUUGAAUAAGGGUUUAAAUGUUAUAAAAAUUAAAUGCAAGUCAAAUUAACUAAAUAAUAUGUGCAGAGACUUCAUAUAUUGCAUUUUAUGAGCAGGGCUGCCAGAAUGUGUUUUGAAGAUAUCAGCUGAAUCUUGUAGAUGUUUUGUUCCUGUCAUGCAGUCAUAACUAUCUGUUGGAGCGAUUAAAUACUUUUGUUAUCUCUCCUGUGCCUUAAAAAAGCUAUGUAAUUUUUUGCCUUGUCAAUGUUAUUUUUUGAAUGAUAUGAUGCCUCAAGGGUUUUGAAGA
Cheilinus undulatus (humphead wrasse) is the source of this 3824-nucleotide messenger RNA. It is a transcript of the gene esyt2b, whose product is annotated as extended synaptotagmin-like protein 2b. The transcript has 23 exons. NCBI's taxonomy places the organism in Eukaryota, Metazoa, Chordata, Actinopteri, Labriformes, Labridae. The record is from RefSeq and is a predicted model, not a curated record. Gene Ontology annotation, molecular function: lipid binding. Gene Ontology annotation, biological process: lipid transport. The coding region runs from base 231 to 2891 and encodes 886 amino acids.